Molecule: messenger RNA, 2439 nt
Organism: Clupea harengus (Atlantic herring)
Lineage: Eukaryota; Metazoa; Chordata; Actinopteri; Clupeiformes; Clupeidae
Product: interleukin-6 receptor subunit alpha-like
Exons: 10
Coding region: 121-2052 (643 amino acids)
Biological process (GO): cytokine-mediated signaling pathway; immunoglobulin mediated immune response
Cellular component (GO): external side of plasma membrane; membrane
Molecular function (GO): protein binding; cytokine receptor activity
Source: RefSeq, a predicted model, not a curated record
UAAUUUGUUUUUCCACUGUUGAGGAAGUACUAAGGGGGAGGUUUUUAAUUGUUUUUUUUUCUGAUGGACUUUUUUCGUCAGCUUGUUUUCAGUAUAGAUUGACGAAUUUUGGCAGAGAAGAUGGACUGUGGCUGGACUCUGGCUCUGGCUCUCCUGCUGAUGGUGGAAGGUCACCGAGAUGAUCUGUGUCCACGGAGAGAUCCACCUCCAGGGGUAAUGGUGUUGACCCCGGGCAGUGAAGUCCUCCUUCAUUGCCAUGGCGAUGUCAUUGUUGACAGAGUGCUUAAGGUCCAGGGAAAUACAGAGAGACCCUUUAUUAGGGCUUACCAGCAAGACGCAGGGACAACAUCAGAUGAAGGAUACCUUGGAAAAACAGCAGAGACCUCUACUGCAACAUACAAAAUGGAGACAGGAAGAUCCUUGACCGAAGCAACAGAUGACACCUCUCGUGGGAAAUACCAGAAAGAGACAGGGGUGACCUCCAGUGACGGAUCCCAUGAAAAAGAUAGAGAAACCAAACCUGGAACUUACCAAAGAGAGACUAGGAGAACAGCCACUGAAGGAUUCCACAGAGAGAGAGGAGGAACCUCUUCAGAAGGAUAUGAUGAAAGUACAGGAGGAACCCUACAAGGGGCACACGAAAGAGAAAGAAGAGAUGUUACCGAGACUCAACCAAAUGAGUACAGACCAACUGUCACAACUGAAACGGUCACAUCGGUAAACCAGGGGGAGACUUUCAGCACAACAGAAUGGCCGCAAAUGACCAAAAUGGCCGACACAGCAAGAGCGGCCUCCCAGCCUCUUCUCCAGGAUGAUGCCACGGAGGAGGGGGCAGCAGCGCGGCCCAAGAGAAAGAGGCAGAGUUACUGGACACUGGACGGUGUGGUAGUGCAGGGAAGCGCCGAGAUGAGAGUUCUCAGACUGCCCCACCUUGGACUGAGGGAUGCAGGAAACUACAGCUGCUACAGAGAGGGGACGCUGAUGAGCACUGUGAAAAUCACGUUAGGAACUCCACCAGUGAGCCCCAGUCUGUCAUGCUACAGGAAGUCACAUGAGAGUAAGAUCCGCUGUAAUUGGACAUCGCCUCAACCUGUGGUUCCCCUCCCCAAGUGCUACAUCCUGCUUGAGAAAAGUUUCAGCGGGCAGCCCUCCAGAGAGGUGUGUUCAUACUCGGUGGUCCAUUCACGCUGCUGGUGUGUGCUGGACCACAAGGAGCGAGGGAGCUGGGGUGACAUGAGUUGGUACACGGCCAGACUGUGUGUGACCAACACUGCCGGCAAGGCCACGAGCCCAGUGAUUCACUUCACAGCGAAAAACUCCAUAAAGCCAGACCCUCCUGUGUCAUUGAGGGCCAGUGAGGUGCAGGGUGGGGAGCGAAUGCUGAGUGUGACCUGGUCUUACCCCGCCUCCUGGAAAAGGGGCUAUUAUUCCUUACAGUUCCAGCUGAGGUACCGACCGUUUCACGGAGAAAAGUAUCAGACCUUGGAGACAAAGGACCUGUCCUGGACUAUCACUGAUGCACUGCCUCACACUGAGUACCAGCUGCAGCUCAGGGCCAUAGAGGAGUUCAAGAUCGGCAACUGGAGUGACUGGACCACACCCGUGUAUGCCUGCACCUGGACAGCUCCUGAGUCCACUCCAGCAUCUGACUCUGUGGAUAGUUUGGAUCCUUUGUGGUUUGAUGAAGGCUCUGGAUCUGUUGAAGAAAUAAAAACUCUCUCAGCAGUGGCUGAUGAUUCAUUGAACACGUUUGGAAGCGUGUUUGGUGUCUUUGUGCUGGUGAUCAUGCUCAUCCUGCUCUCUGCGUAUGUGUUCAGACACAGAAUGCGUUUUGCAUCCAAACUGGGUAAGCUGGGUUCAACUCCAGCUCCUGGUGACCCCCCUGCUGCCCGUCCCCAGCCCACCCUGGAUGAAGAGAAGCCUCUGAUGUCACCCGUAAGCCCCACGCCCUCGCAGGUCACCAUGCAACAUCACUUCCCCCCGGUGCAGGAAGAGAACAGCCACAGUGUUCAUUUCUUCAACAUGGGCUACUUCCUACUGUCCAAAGAAUGAAGAUCAUGCAAACGACUCAAGAACAUUCUUCUUCUCAGAACUUUAUCCAACAGUUUUAGAAGUGCACAUGUACAUACUUUACCUCCUUACCUAUUUGCCUCCUAGCUCAGAGCUACGUGUGUGAUGUUUCUGCUAUUAAGGGCUUUGUUUUGAGCAAGCCCGUGAGCUUGUUAUGCCACGUAUAUUACCACAAGUGCGUGUUUGCGCGCGCGUGUGUGUGUGUGUGUGAUUUAUAGAGAGAUAAAAUUAAGCUAAGAUUUUUCAAUUACUUUCAUCUGCCUAUAUGUGUGUGUGAGUUUGUGUGUGUGUGGAGUAAUUUACAACUGGAAAUAUGUUUUUAUCUUUAUUAAUGUCAGACAAUGUUCAAUAAAAUAUUUUGAUAUAAAA